AUGCGAUAUGUUGAUGCUUAUACUUUAGAGCAUGAUCCUUGGCCAAGUAAUACCUCUCUUUUAAUUAUACCAGGAGGAAGGGACCUAGGCUACUGUGGUUCAUUCAACGACCUUAUAUAUCGAAAAAUUAUAGACUUCGUUCGUCGGGGUGGAAGCUAUCUUGGUCUAUGUGCAGGUGGCUAUUUUGCGUCAGCCAAUGUCGAAUUUCGCAUGCCUAAUAAAGAUUUAAAUGUUAUCGGAUCAAGAAAGCUCCAGUUUUUCCCAGGUACUUGUGCCGGUCCAACGUUUUCCGGAUUUGCCUAUGAUAGUGAAGAGGGAGCAAGGGCUGCUCCUUUGACACUAGAGAAAAUGGAAGGCUCUUCAAGAACGACUCGUAUUUAUUAUAAUGGGGGUGGAUCAUUCAUAAAUGCUGAGUCUUAUCCCAAGGUUCGAGUUGUAGCACGCUAUUCCGAAGUGGAACAAGAACGUUCAGCAGCAAUCAUAUAUAUACCCAUGGGUAAAGGACAUGUCAUAUUGACAGGUGUUCAUCCAGAGUUUGGCGCAGAUGCUAAUAAUGUACUCGAUGAAAGCGAUGAACCAAUGCGAUUAGAACUCAUCGCGCAUAUGUUGAAACUUUUACAAAUUAGAAUACCCCAGAAUAUUUCGCAGUGCUGUGCUCAACCAAAAGUGACUGAUCAGUAUUUGUUUCCUUGCAAUGAAUCCACAAAUUGGUUGUUUGACGGGUUCAAGGAAGAUGAAAUCCAUAAGACACUUUAUGAUAAAACCUACAACUUUCAUUUUAAAGAUAUUUCAGACCGUCAUAAAGUAUCAAAUUUUCCCGCAAUGGAUCAUGAUCCAACUGCUGAGUCAGAUCAGGAAACAAAACCAUCUGUCUCAAUUUGCUAUGGUAAUGAGAAAAUCGGAUACGAGCAUACAAAGUCUCAUUUUGACUACAAUUUGUAUCAAGAACACUUGAAAGAUUGUCAUUUUGGCUCGCCAAUUCUUAUAUCUCCUGUCAUUCGUUCAACCCAAACACUUUUUGAUAGCAACCCAAAAUUCCUUGAAAAGCUCCCAACGGGAUUUACCGCUUUUGCUAAUUACCAAACAGCAGGAAGAGGAAGAGGGCAAAAUAUGUGGGUUUCCCCUUAUGGAGUACUAGCUUUUUCUUUUGUUGUGAACGUUCCAUCCCGUAAUUUUAGUACGGUUCCUGUAGCUCUGUUUCAGUAUCUUAUGGCCCUGUCCGUCGUAAAUGGUAUUCGAAAUUAUGCUCCUGGUUAUGAGAAUAUGCCCGUCUUUAUUAAGUGGCCCAACGAUGUGUAUGCCGCUGUUAAUGAAGGUGGAACUUUCUAUCAAGAAAAGAGAUAUACGAAGAUUUCAGGUAUAAUCGUUACAUCUACAUAUGAAAAGGAUGUUUUACAUUUGGUAAUUGGAUGUGGAGUAAACGUGAGUAACCUGGGACCUACAGUGUCUUUGAAUACACUGGUCGACGAAUGGAAUGCUCAAUAUCCAGAUCAACCCUUACAGCAUUUCCAGUUUGAAAUUCUGUUAGCUAAGAUUUUUAAUUACUUUGAGUAUUAUUAUUACACGCUUCUUCAAGAAGGGUUUGCUCGAAUUUUGCCAGAAUACUACCAGUACUGGUUACACGAUGAGCAGGUUGUCAGUUUGUCGAGUGGCGAAAAGGCUAGAAUUAAAGGAAUUACAUGUGAUUUUGGUUUACUAAUUGCUGAGCUUCUUAAUGAUUCCGGAAUCGCUAAUCGCAAAGAUAUUUAUCUACAGCCUGAUGGAAAUAGCUUCGAUUUGAUGAAGAACUUAAUUACUAAGAAAGCAUAA
Schizosaccharomyces octosporus yFS286 is the source of this 1809-nucleotide messenger RNA. Its product is annotated as biotin-protein ligase. Gene Ontology annotation, cellular component: cytoplasm. Gene Ontology annotation, biological process: protein modification process. Gene Ontology annotation, molecular function: biotin--[biotin carboxyl-carrier protein] ligase activity. The record is from RefSeq and is a predicted model, not a curated record. Bases 1 to 1809 code for a protein of 602 amino acids. NCBI's taxonomy places the organism in Eukaryota, Fungi, Ascomycota, Schizosaccharomycetes, Schizosaccharomycetales, Schizosaccharomycetaceae. The transcript has a single exon.